Messenger RNA from Manduca sexta (tobacco hornworm), 1848 nucleotides. RefSeq names its product protein yippee-like 5 (gene Yippee). The record is from RefSeq and is a predicted model, not a curated record. Bases 107 to 472 code for a protein of 121 amino acids. The transcript has 3 exons. Lineage: Eukaryota; Metazoa; Arthropoda; Insecta; Lepidoptera; Sphingidae.
UUCAGCUGAGAAGUGACAGGUCAGGUGUCCAGCUGUCAAUUCACUUUAUUCGUGAUUGCGUAUUUGUUUGUUUUGAAGUGGUUUUGGUCACAAAUAAAUAGUGAAAAUGGGCAAAAUAUUCCUCGACCACAUUGGUGGUACGCGUUUGUUCUCAUGUGCCUCGUGCGACGUGAACCUCACAAACCGUUCUGAGCUGAUCAGCACCCGAUUUACGGGAGCCACUGGGCGUGCAUUCCUAUUCCACAAGGUGGUGAACCUGGUGUACUCAGAGGUACAGGACCGCGUGAUGCUCACCGGGCGGCACAUGGUGCGCGAUGUCUCCUGCAAGAACUGUGGCACCAAGCUCGGUUGGGUCUAUGAAUUUGCCACAGAGGAGAACCAGAGGUACAAGGAGGGGCGUGUCAUCCUAGAGAGGGCUCUUGUCACAGAGAGUGAUGGCAUUGAAGAGAUCCAAGUAAACAAUGAUGAUUAGUUACAUUAAGGCCCUAAAAGAAAUUGCAAUAUGAACAGAUUUGUGUUAAAAUUUAGUUUUACAUAUUAGGUGUUAAGUUUUUUAUUUUUAGGAUUAUAUUUUUUCAUCUCUUAUUGAAUAAUAUAGUAUCGUAUUUUUAAUGGACUUAAAAAAUUAAAAAUAAAACUAUGUAAGUUAGGCAUAUUGGCUUUAAAAUUAUAAAAAAUAGCAGGAAUAUUAUUAAGGUAAGUAUAAAAAUUAAACCUACAUUAUUCAAUAAGACUUGAAUGAGGAAUGAUUUCAAAUUGCAUUUACAUCUUUGGCGCAAUAUUGACAUCAAAAUUUAGAUAUUUAUGGAAAAUUAUAGUGUUUAACCUGGGUAGUUGGGUUGGCAGAUGUGAAAGGAUACUUUUGUUGAUCCUGUUUCGGUAUUUUAUAAUUUUAUUUUAGUAGUCAGCCGCAUUCGGAGAAACCGAUGCUACAAGUCCUGUAUAUUAUUUUGAAAAACAGUAGGGUAUAAGUUCCAAUAAAGGUAGUGUUUAAAAAUGUUCAAUGUUUCUUUAAUGCCUGACAUUGUUUGGCCCAAAUCAGAACCUUAGUGCCACUUGUGGAUUAUUAGAACAAUUAAUCAUUAAAUUAGUUAUUGACACUUAUGACCAAACCGAAUCUCAAUUUUAGGCUUUAAAAAAUCCAAAUUAUGAUUUGGAUACGAAAUUUAAAAUGGAAAAUUCUCAGUAUUAGAGUAGUAUUGGUACCUAAUUAUCCAGGUUGGACAAUAGUUUAAAAAAUUAAUGUGAUAAAAAAUUAUUGUAUUAUAAUUUUACUAAAAGAAACUAUUCGCUCAGAGGUUUACAAUAAAUGUAAUGUAUUUAUGUGUUGACAGUGUUCAUGUAUGCCAUCCUUUAUAAUGGUCAGUAGUGGUAACAGUGUAGACAAUAAGCCUUUCUAUAAUCAUUAACGAUAAUAAAUAAAAAAAAUAUAGGAAUGAUAUGUAAUUUUUUUUAUUGGCGUUAACAAUUACAUAAGGCAUAUUGUCUAUAGCCCCUGGUUGGAAACAAGGAGGUUUUAGUGCCCUAAAUUGUGCUUUUAUUAUUAUAAAAAUACAGACUGGCACAGAUGUCCAUAUACUUAUCAAUUUUUUAUCAGUUAUGUUUCUAAGGGCAUAUACAUAUAAACGUGUGUCUAGAUGUUUAUAAUAGGGAUGUUGACUCAAAAAAAAACAUAUUAAAAUAAACCACAUAAAAGAAAAAAACCAGGUUCAAAAAUGCUACAAGUAAUAUCAUUAUCAGCCGAUAUUUUUGUCCACUACUGGACAUGGGCCUCGUCCAAUAUGCGCCACUUUACCCUAAUAUAAUAACUAAUAAAAUUGUUUUUUAUUCGUUAUUGUAAUAUGAAUA